GGUGAUUCAGCUUCUCUACAGCAGCCUGAUCACCAACCAUCCAUCAAGAACUAUGAGCAAUAAGGUGCGGCGGCGGUUGAGCUUUAGGGAGUGGUCUGCUCUGAAAGGGCGUUUCUAAAGUAAAAGAAACAAAGGGAACACACACACAACCUGGAGUCGAAGAUAUAAAAUCUGAGUUCGCAGUCGUUUCCCUCAUAUCUGACUCUCACAGCUCUACACAGGAGAACACACAAAGAGACUAACUUAAGAGAGAGCCACACUCAAGCGCGAGAAAAUGUACACACGCUCCAACAGCGUCACCACGACGGUGCAACAAGAGAGAUUCGCCUUCUCCCGGAUGGCCACGCGCAGCACGGAGCCGGAGGUCUUCACAUUUGAGCGGAUCCCGGCUCAGGCCACCGCCAUGCGCUCCUACGUGCCCAUCCGGCCGAAAAAGCGCUGUACCAGGGUCAUGUACCCCGCCAAAGUCCGCAUGCAUCUGCCCCCACCGGAGAAGAGCCAGGCCAAGCGCUGGCUGGUCAUCCUGUGCCUGGUGGUGCUGUGGCAGAUCUACACCGAGGAGCCGUGCGCCGACGUGACGUUGAGCAGCGCCGACGCGACGGUUUUCCCAUUCCAGUCCGCGGAAGAGCAGGCGAGGCAGCUUACACAAGCCAGUGUCAGCUCCGAGCUGCUGACAACCACACAAACCGAGGCAUCUGACGAACACACCAUCCCCGGCACUGCCUGCCCCACGUCCGGCCAGGAGGUAGAGAGCAGCCGGCACUUCGAGCAGAGCGCCGGGAAAAGCUAUAUGGUGGCUCUGCUGGUCUACCACAGGUUGGGAAGCGACAACUGAACGUCCCGGGAAUGGUCUCAACUGCAAACCACCAGGGAUCAAAACUGAACCGAGCUGGUGUCGACCCUGAGCGGUGCGACCAUGCAUAACGCAGCCGGGAAAAGCGUUCCAUGCGCCGGCUUCACCCUGCCAAUGGUGCACCUGAGAACAGAGCACGACACGGGGUUUCUGGAACACUUGAAAAGAAAGAAAGAAAGAAAGA
Molecule: messenger RNA, 1037 nt
Organism: Solea senegalensis (Senegalese sole)
Lineage: Eukaryota; Metazoa; Chordata; Actinopteri; Pleuronectiformes; Soleidae
Gene: ier3
Product: immediate early response 3
Exons: 1
Coding region: 275-835 (186 amino acids)
Biological process (GO): negative regulation of apoptotic process
Source: RefSeq, a predicted model, not a curated record